CCCUGCUUCCCUUUCUGAGUGGCUGCAAGAUUACGGAAACUAAUUUCCCAUUUGCCGCCAGCGAAACUGACAUCCGCUUUGGGCGUAGGGCAGCCGGAGCAGAGACCGCCAUGGUGCGAUUCAAGCACAGGUACCUGCUCUGCGAAGUCGUGUCUGAUGACCCCCGCUGCCGUCUGAGUCUGGAGGACCGAGUGCUGGGCGGCCUCGUACGAGACACAAUCGCUCGCGUGCACGGGACUUUCGGCGCCGCCUCCUGCUCCAUCGGCUUCGCGGUGCGAUACCUCAAUGCCUAUACUGGAAUAGUGCUACUUCGAUGCCGGAAAGAAUUCUACCAACUCGUGUGCUCAGCUCUUCCUUUCAUCACAUACUUGGAGAACAAAGGACACCGUUACCCGUGUUUUCUUAACACUUUGCACGUGGGAGGUACAAUCCGAACAUGUCAGAAGUUCCUGAUUCGUUACAACAGGAGACAGCUAUUGAUGUUAUUGCAGAACUGCACUGAUGAAGGAGAGCGGGAAGCUAUCCAGAAGUCUGUCACAAGAAGCUGUUUACUAGAGGAGAGGUCAGAUGAGGAGCAGCUUUCAGAUAGUGGCAGUGAGGAGCCUUCUGAAGCAAUGGAGUGAAUUUCUGCAGGCUAUGCUGUGCCCAAGAUUCAGGGCCCACUUGUUGGAACAGGACAUUUUGGGAGGCAGCAGCAUCUACUACGGUUUCCCAAACUGGAUGACUGCUGACCAGAGGCCAGGUUAUCAGCUUAAAAUGGAGGACGUGUUCACUUAAACUGAAGUCACUUUUACCUACCAGUGCCUGGUUAAGUGGUUCUGCAGGUGAAGCCCCUGUGGUUACAGACAUCUCUGUAUCUAAUUGCCUGGCCAGAGUAGGUUUAAUAAAUGUCCUUGGCUUCUGUAGCAUUUAGCUUACUUAAGUUCAAGUUUGGCCAGGUCUCCUUCCCCCUCAACCCCUGACCUCACUGGGAAGACUGGCUCCCCUAUAGGGUAGCAGAUGCAUAGCCUCCCACUUGAGCCCUGUGCCCCAAUCCCUAGGAUGAACCCUAAGUAUUCCAAGUCACUCAGAGUAAGUGUAUUGGUGAGACACAGCAAGUGAACUGGUACAAAUUUAUAGCUGGUCUCAUUCCUGACCCACAGGGCCUUAAAAAUGCCAGAUUCCUUACCAAUAAUAAUCAGGUAACAGGAUGACACAGUUUUUGCACUUUUCUUGAGGGGAACAAAACCUAGCCUUGCCUGACAUCACUACAAAGCCAAGCAGCAGUUGCCAACUUCCAGUAGUUUUCUGCAAUUCCUCCCUUCCCUACUGUCUUUCACCUGACAGAUGCCUGAAAACCCGUGACCCUGCCACACUCACAGAAGCAGGAAGGUUUUGAUCUACUACCUACUGACAUUUCUAGGAUGUUUUUUUGAAUAAAACAUGUUAUUCGGAGUCCCUUA
Molecule: messenger RNA, 1442 nt
Organism: Felis catus (domestic cat)
Lineage: Eukaryota; Metazoa; Chordata; Mammalia; Carnivora; Felidae
Gene: POP5
Product: POP5 homolog, ribonuclease P/MRP subunit
Exons: 5
Coding region: 111-623 (170 amino acids)
Biological process (GO): tRNA 5'-leader removal
Cellular component (GO): ribonuclease P complex
Molecular function (GO): ribonuclease P RNA binding
Source: RefSeq, a predicted model, not a curated record